Molecule: messenger RNA, 1605 nt
Organism: Phoenix dactylifera (date palm)
Lineage: Eukaryota; Viridiplantae; Streptophyta; Magnoliopsida; Arecales; Arecaceae
Gene: ACR9
Product: ACT domain-containing protein
Source: RefSeq, a predicted model, not a curated record
CGGUAUAUAGUAUAUACAACACGCCGAGAGAGAGAGAGAGAGAGAGAGAGAGUUUUAUACGGUGGCCGGAGGGGAAGAGAAUCUAUAGGGAAAUUUCUGUUCCCGGUCGCGGGAGGUGUUGGAUGUAGCGGGAGGGUCAGGGACGUGGGAUCGGGAUCGAGCGGUUUGGGGAUGGGGGUGCCGAGCGAGGACGCGGUGGUGGUACAGUUGGGAAAGCGGGCCGGAGAGCCGAGCGUGAUCACCGUCAACUGCCCGGACCAGACCGGCCUCGGCUGCGAUCUCUGCCGGAUUAUUCUCGAGUUCGGCCUCAGCAUUACCCGAGCAGAUAUCUCGAGGGAUGGGCAAUGGUGCUACUUAGUGUUCUGGGUCCUUCCAUGCUCUGCCUCCAUUAACAUCCAGUGGACGAGCUUGAAGGACAGGCUGCUAUCUGUGUGCCCAUCCUUCUCCAUACCCUUCUACUUUGACUUGGGGAAUAGGCCAACAACUUCUCAGGUGUACCUCUUGAAGCUGUUCUCCGUGGAUCGGAAAGGAUUGCUGCAUGAUGUCACUCAUGUUCUUUGUGAACUUGAGCUUUUGAUUCAUAGAGUUAAGGUGUCGACAACCCCUGAUGGUAGAGUCAUGGACCUCUUCUUCAUUACAGAUGGCAUGGAACUCUUGCACACUAAAAAGAGACAGGAUGAGAUGUGUGAGAGACUGAAUGCUGUUCUGGGAGAGUCAUGCAUCAGCUGCGAGAUCCAAUUAGCUGAAGAUUUUCAACAUGGAGUCUCUUCUCUUCCAUCAGCAGUUGCUGACGAAUUAUUUAGUUUGGAGCUUUCAGAUAUCGAAGUCUGCUCACAGUCACUUAGUCCAGAUAUGAAAAAGCUGAAGAAGGCUAAUGUAAACAUUGACAAUUCAUUGAGCCCUGCCCACACUUUGCUCCAGAUUCAUUGUGUUGAUCAGAAGGGCCUCCUUUAUGACAUUAUGAGGACCUUGAAGGAUAGCAACAGUCAGAUAGCUUAUGGGCGAUUUCUGUCGGACAAGAAAGGCUACCGUGAGGUGGACCUCUUUAUCCAGCAAACUGAUGGAAAGAAGGUUGUGGAUCCUGAGAAGCAGGAAGCACUGUGUUCCCGUUUGAAGUUGGAGAUGCUUCAUCCACUAGGAGUGAUGAUUGUGAACCGUGGUCCUGACACCGAACUCCUUGUUGCGAACCCGGUCGAGUUGUCUGGAAAGGGAAGGCCUCGUGUAUUUUAUGAUGUCACGCUUGCUCUAAAAGUGCUUGGUAUCUGCAUUUUCUCAGCUGAAAUCUGUAGGCACACCACAUCUGAUAGGCAAUGGGAGGUCUACAGAUUUCUCUUGGAUGAAACCAGACAGUUUCCACUGGCAAAUAGCAGAGCUAGAAGUCAGAUUGUGGAUAGAGUGAGGAGAACAUUGAUGGGUUGGUAAAGCAAGAAUGACUUUCAGAAAGUUCAGCUGGGCUGUAAAUCCCAUAACUCUUUUACAUUUUCUUCUAUGCAUCUUGUAUGGCUGGUGGUGGUUGUAAACGGCCCAGUCUUCUGCUGUACAGUACACUCACCAUAUAAUAGUCAUUAUAGGAAAAUGCUAUAAUAAUUAAUUUCUUGUUGCAUG